AUGUCUCCAGAUCAGACAGCGCAGAAAUCGGUCGGCUUCCUGGACCUUCCGACCGAGGUCCGCCAUAAGGUCUACAAGGAUCUGUUCUGUCACCGAGCGUUGCCUAUCCCUCUGGGCUCAGGGAGCCUUGCGCCCCUGCAGCUACAGCAUAAGAUUGACUUGGACGAGCCAGUAUUCCACACGGCGCUUUUCAGAGUGAACAAGGACAUCUCGACCGAUGCAAUCCGUUUCGCGUAUAGUGUCAAUAGCUUCCAGCUGCCCUCUGACCUGACUAGCUUCUGCCGUCUGGGUAGCACUGCACUGGCCUCGAUCCGAUCUCUCACAGUCUACAACAACUGUUGGCUCGCCGGCAGAGAAUCCCAAGCAGUCUGGGACAUUAUCAACCACAGAUGCUCGAGUCUAGAACUGCUUGUGGUUCAGCCCUCAACACAUUUGCUGUGGCAAGCUAUUCCCCAGCUGAAGAAAUACGUCGCUGAGUUCGACUGGGCCAAGGCGUCGCGACCAAGGCUCGUCUUCCAUUUGUACGUCUUUGACCGUCACUUUUCGUUCGACCUCCCCGAGCGCGAGUAUCAGAGAGCCUUACAGGAGUUAAAGGGUGCCGAGGGCGACCAUGAUGGCUGGUAUGGAUUUCUGAAACCUGGAGAGAUGGUUUCGCUUUUGCCGAGGCACGUGAAGCAGAUCAAUUGCGUGCUUGACGUCAGUGCAGGAGGCAUUCAUGCUCUAGACGAGGUCAUUCGAGAUUCUUCAGACCUUCCUCUGAUCAAAAUGACGCUGCCUGCAUCCACAAAAACCUUUCGACACGGGUCUCGAGACCAGCUCUGUUACGUCUGGGGCGAACGAAAUGAAGUCUAA
Exophiala spinifera is the source of this 852-nucleotide messenger RNA. RefSeq lists its product as uncharacterized. NCBI's taxonomy places the organism in Eukaryota, Fungi, Ascomycota, Eurotiomycetes, Chaetothyriales, Herpotrichiellaceae. The record is from RefSeq and is a predicted model, not a curated record. Bases 1 to 852 code for a protein of 283 amino acids. The transcript has a single exon.